Molecule: messenger RNA, 1481 nt
Organism: Arachis ipaensis
Lineage: Eukaryota; Viridiplantae; Streptophyta; Magnoliopsida; Fabales; Fabaceae
Source: RefSeq, a predicted model, not a curated record
UGUUCAAGAAAGAAACAAGUAUGUAUGUGGAACUACUUUUUAAGUUAACUUGAUAGUUUAGCUUAAGGCAUGAAGUGGUGGGUGGAGAACUUAAACACCGGCAAGUGUCAGAAAGUGACAUCUCACAAAACGGAAUGCCACUCAUCUUAUCUUGAUGUCUAUAUAAUCAAAAUCAAAAUUAGUCUUCACAUCUCAUUACUCUGUGCCAGCGUGACUCUCUUAACAUUAUUGGGGACCAUGCCAUAUAUGGAAUUUCUCCUAUAGAGACACAUGCAUGCUCAUUAACAUUAACAACUUAUAUACUCACUUCACGGGUUUGCUGUGUCACCAUUAAUCUCUCUCACUAAUCAUUCCCACUUUAGUAUAAAUAAAGUAAUUAAGGCCUAAUUAAGGGGUCCCAGCAAUUCAAAUUUAGAUAAAUAAUAAUAAGAACCUAGUACACACCCACCACCUUUAGCUUUGCAUCUCAACCAAUGCCACUACACUUUCAACAACACGUAGUCAAAAUAUCAAUACAAUACUUGCAAACAAAUUACAUCCUAAAGUUCCGAAAUUAAUACUCUUUUCUUUUCUUUUAUGCAAUUAUAUCUUUAACCUCAAUGUAAGGAUCAUGUAUGUAGAGAGACAGAGGGAUUGAGAGGGACAAAGAUCAUGGGAUGCUGUGGACAAACAAAAAGAAAAAUGCUGCCAAGAGAAACCAUUCACAAGGCCAGGGUUCUGCUUCAAAAAACACUCCGAAGCUUCAAGUCUUUAGUCUCUGGAGGGUAUCAAAAACUUCCCAGAUCACUUUCCUUGAAUCCCUUCCUCCGUCGCAGUGGCAAUAAUGCAAGAACUUAUUACUCCAGCGACCAGUUCUACAAUGAGUUCUAUGAUAUUCUGCAGUCUGAUCUCAACAGAAUACGGAUCAGGAAUGAUGACAUGAGCAUGAUCCGUUCAAGAGAACCACCCGCACCAGCAUCAGCAUCAGUAGUAGAAGAUGCUGCAAAAGUUGAAGAAGGAACAAGCAAGAAGCAAAGUCCAUUGAAGAAGAACAAAGGGGAGACUACUACUACUACUACUACUACUACUACUCUACCAUUGAAGAAUAAGAAGGUGAGUAGCAAUAAUAAUAAUAAUGAUGCUUUGGCAAAGAAGAUGAAGGAAUUGGAGAUGAUGGAUUCGGGUGAUGUUGAACACGUGCUGGACAUAGAAGAAGCUCUCCAUUACUAUUCUCGACUCACGAGUCCUGUUUAUUUGGACAUUGUUGAUAAGUUCUUCAUAGACAUGCACAAUGAGUUUAAUGUUCCAGUUCCACAACUUCCACACUCAUCUUCUGUCAGAAUCAAACGCUCAAAAUCCAAGGGAAGAUUUGGCUCCCUAUCUGGCUGUAGAUAGGUGUAAGAUCAUAUAUAUUAAGCUACGAAUGCUUUAAUUUGGUUGUUUUUUUUGUAUAUGAAAUCUCUUUUAAUUUGCUUGCUACCUGUGCCAUUGAGUUCGUUUCA